Cicer arietinum (chickpea) is the source of this 1552-nucleotide messenger RNA. Its product is annotated as lysine histidine transporter-like 5. The record is from RefSeq and is a predicted model, not a curated record. Lineage: Eukaryota; Viridiplantae; Streptophyta; Magnoliopsida; Fabales; Fabaceae.
ACUAAACCAACCAAAACUUCACAUUCCUUUUCACAACUUUACUGCAAUUCCAUUCUUUUGCACUGUAGAAUUACUUGUGAUUAUGCUGAGUUCCAAUGAUGAGAACGUUGAUACCGGACGUCGUGCUGCUGUCGAUGCAACACCUGCACCUGUAUCCGCACCUGCACCUGCACCCGCACCCGCACAGGAAGCACCUGUUCGUGGUGGUUCUAUUGAACAACAAAAUAUUGAUAAAUGGUUGCCUAUUAGUGCAUCAAGAAAAGCAAAAUGGUGGUAUUCAGCAUUCCACAAUGUGACUGCUAUGGUUGGUGCUGGAGUGUUAGGGUUACCCUAUGCUUUAUCCCAACUUGGAUGGGGUCCAGGAAUUUCAGUGAUUUUAGUGUCAUGGAUUGUGACAUUUUACUCACUGUGGCAAUUAGUGCAUAUGCAUGAAUUGGUUCCAGGAAGGAGAUUUGAUCGAUACUUUGAUUUAGGAGAAUAUGUAUGUGGAAACAAAGGUCGAAUUGGAUUCUGGAUAAUAAUGAUACAACAACUUAUUGUUCAAGUUGCUUCAACCAUUGUUUACUGUGUCACUGGUGGGAAAUCAUUGAAGAAAUUCUUUGAUAUUAUAACUCCAUCAUCAGGAAUAAGUCAAAUUAGACAAACAUAUUAUAUUGUCUUCUUUGUUUGUUUACAGUUACUCCUUUCUCAAAUUCCUAAUUUCAAUACUUUGAAAGGAGUCUCUUUGCUCGCUGCUUUCAUGUCUGUCUGCUAUUCGAUGGUGGCAUUUGGGGCGUCACUUGUGAAGGGAUCGCAUCAACAUCAAUUUGAUCAUGGAAUUAGGUCACAAACUACAGCUGGAGAAGUUUUUGAUAUUUUUAAUGCACUUGGAACUAUAGCAUUUGCAUUUGCUGGACAUAGUGUGGUACUAGAGAUUCAAGCUACAUUACCUUCAACAGAAGAAAAACCUUCGAAAAAACCGAUGUGGCGAGGUGUGCUAGUUGCAUACUGCAUAGUUAUAGUUUGCUAUCUUUCAGUUGCAAUAUCUGGAUUUUGGGCAUUUGGAGAUACUGUAGAAGAUGAUGUUUUGGUCUCACUUGAACGUCCUCCAUGGGUUAUUGCUACUGCUAACUUCAUGGUUUUUGUUCAUGUUAUUGGAAGCUUUCAGGUUUUUGCAAUGCCUGUUUUUGAUACAAUUGAGUCAUGUUUGGUGCAAAAGUUAAAAUUCAGACCUUCAAUGGUUCUUCGUGUCGUUGCUAGAAGCCUAUAUGUUGUUGUGGUGGGAUUCAUUGCCGUUACCUUUCCAUUCUUUGGAGGACUGUUAGGAUUUUUUGGAGGCCUAGCAUUUGCAGGAACAUCAUAUAUUAUACCUUGUGCAUUGUGGCUUAGGGCCAAACACCCAAAAGCAUGGAGCUUUCAUUGGACUGCAUCAUGGAUUUGUAUAGCUAUUGGUGUUAUAAUAGCAGUUGUUGCACCAGUGGGAGGAAUACGAACAAUUGUUGUUUCAGCACAGACUUACAAGAUGUAUUCCUAAUAAUAAUAUUAAUAAUAAUUAAAAUGUUAAUUGAUGUUC